This is a messenger RNA of Cyprinus carpio (common carp), 2630 nucleotides long. Its product is annotated as epidermal growth factor receptor kinase substrate 8-like protein 3. Gene Ontology annotation, cellular component: vesicle; plasma membrane; ruffle membrane. Lineage: Eukaryota; Metazoa; Chordata; Actinopteri; Cypriniformes; Cyprinidae. Gene Ontology annotation, biological process: positive regulation of ruffle assembly; Rho protein signal transduction; regulation of Rho protein signal transduction. Gene Ontology annotation, molecular function: actin binding. The record is from RefSeq and is a predicted model, not a curated record.
ACAUUUAAACUGUUGUUAUCUAGAGCUGUUGGUCACUCUGGAGGUAAUCGCUGCUCGAGGUGUGUUUAUCAGUCUGUCUGUAGGUGUUGUGUGUUAUUUCUCCACCCAUCUGAGCUGCUCUUUAAGACGCAGUAGACUUUGGCCUCAGGAGCGGCUGCUGUUCCUCCGUCCAUCACACUAUGAUCUAACGCAGAGAAACCGCAGAAGAUCUCAAGACACGGCUGAGAAACGUCUCCAAGAGCUCGUCUGAUCUCCUCGGUGCUGUCCUCAUGCUGCAGGGUUCGAGUCCAUUCGGCUGGUCCAGCGGUUAUCCUGAAUCGCUUCGCUCCAGCGUCACGGCUCUGGAUGACGCGUCCUCAGAUCUGUCAGGUUUAUCCAGACCCAGCGCUAAAUCAAUAUACAAUCAGAGGAAGGAAUAUGCCGACUCCAUCAACAGACAGAUGCAUCAGUUCCAGCACCGAGUGGAGCAUCUGUUCACCUGUGAGCUGGACGGCCAGCAGCUGUGUGACGUGAACGACUGUCUGGAGCGGCUGAAGUAUCUGGACGCUACGGGCCGAGUGUGGGGUCAGGACGUCCUGCUGGAGGUGCAGGACGGAGCGCUGCUGCUCGCCGACAUCGAGACCAAGGAGGUGUUGGAGUCGUGGCCUCUGAGCAGUGUUCUGGAUCUGAAGGCUGUUCUAGACGAGAGACUUUACGACUCUCUGCUGACCGUCAGCAUUCAGGAGCGCGGCAGCCGCGCAGUCAGCGUCUUCCUCUUCCAGAGCGAGUCUCUCAGGGCCGAUUAUCUGAAGAAAGACCUGGAGCGGCUCCUGCAGAACAAGAGAGAUGAUCACAGGCUGACUAAUGGCAGUAAAGCCGCUGUUAGAAACGUCACACAGAGAAACUCGCGACAAGCAUCUCCUCCACCUCAGCUGAUCCUUCAGAAACCACCUGAACCCUGGGCUGCUUCGGAUUACGAUGAGAGUCCGGUCCCGACUCCUCCCGCCUCCAGAAAUAACUCCACCUACAUAAAGGUAGUGGCUCCACCCCCUCACACAGAAGAACCGCCCAUUAAACCAGACCCACCCCCUCCGCAGCCGUACACAGAGAGGGAGAGGAACGUGGACAUCCUGAAUCACCUCAUUAAUGACAUCGAGGCCUUUGCGAGCCAACUGACAGCCGUCGCACCCAAGAUGGACAAGAAGAAAAAGAAGAAGAAGCGUAAGGCUGUGAAGGGAAUGCCGUCAGAGGAGCAGUUCUCCAUCUGUCUGAGGAAAAUCAAGAUGGCCUUUAACCUGCUGGCCAGCCUGCAGGGGAAGAUUAACAAUCCGAGCGCCGCUGAACUCGUUCACUGUCUGUUCUCUAUACUGGAUCUGGUUGUGUUUCACUGUAAUGAGGAUCUCCCUCCGUCUAUCGUGGCUCCUCUUUUUGAGGGGGAGUGUGUUUUUUUGUGAGAGGAGGGGAGGCGGGGGGGGGGUAUUAUGUGGCAGUCACUAGGAGAUGCCUGGAACAUUCCCAGCACGAAGUGGCCGGAGGAUGAUGAUGAUAUUCCCACAUACACACCUGUGUUUGAAGAUGGAUGGGAGCCGCCAGCCAUCAGAAACCCAGAGCCGAGCGUCACAAACACGAACGUGAACACAAGCAAACCAGAGCCAGCUCAAGGGCAUGUGACACGACAAAUGAGCAAUAGACUGCCGCUGGAGCCUGAGGACAGUUUAGAGGAGCUACCGGCGAGCUUCAUGAGAGCUGUGUUUGAUUUCACAGCACGAAACCCGCGAGAGCUUUCCAUCAGUAAAGGUGAACAACUACAGUUGUUGGACAUGUCUAAGCAGUGGUGGAAGGUGAAGAAUGAAAAAGGCCAGAUCGGUUACGUCCCAAACAACAUGCUCCUGCCUCCGCAGCAGCAGGACAAACCUGAAACCCCGUCUGCACCCACACUCACCCGAAAAUCACGACCCGAGGAGGUGCGGGCCUGGCUGGAGCACAAAGGCUUCAGCAAAAUUACGGUGCGGUGUUUAGGAGGCGUUAGCGGCUCAAUGCUGCUGGGAAUGACACGCGACGAGCUCAAGACCAUCUGUCCGGAGGAGGGAGGACGUGUCUUCUACCAGCUGCAGAACAUCAAAUCAGCCCUCGCAAUGGCCAGUGAAGUGAGGCCGAUGAUCUGAGCCAUGACCAGAUUCUGAAGAAAAUGACGCUAAAUCACUAAAUUUGUAUACUAUUUCUGCAUUCCGUUUCCGUUUGGACCCGAAGAAUCGCUAAUUUAUAAAACAGUCAUAACUUAAUAUUUUUCAACUUAAACUAAAUUGUAUUUGAUUAGCAAUUUAAGUGAAUGUGAAGAAAUUUCACCAUGUUAUUCCUGAAUAUACCACUUUUUUAUUAAUUAAAAAAAAAAAAAAAUCUUUGAAUUUUAAAAUGGCUAAUGAACCAGACCAAAAAUAAAACUCGGAUGCAAAAAAUAUAUUUAUAUUUUUGUCAAUAUUGAUGAAAAUUUUAAUUUGAAAACAUUAUUGUAUGAAAUUUAUAAUAGCAUAUAAUCUGAUCAUUAUCAGUAUUAACCCAAUGAACUCAUGAUUGCUCAGUCCAUAUUUAUAAAACCUACUUAUUUAUUUCUAACAAACAGCAUAAAUAUUCCUCUGAAUUUUCAAAAUAAA